AUGUCUGCGCCAAGAGGUCGUGGUGGAGGUGGCGGUCGUGGACGAGGCGGUGGUCCAGGUGGCAGCAGCAGGGGAGGGGACAGCAGCAGCGGCUCUGGCAGUCGUGGCACCUCUUUUCGCGGCAGGCGUCCCUUCGAAUCCACCAGCGGUUCGCGAGGUUCGUCUUCCCGUGGAGGCUCGCCACAACGUGGAGGCCCUGGUGGUUUUAACAAGCGCUCUCAGUCAGCUCCGGCCGCUAUCUUUGGCGAUCCAAACAGGGUUCCCCAGCCGGAUCAGAAUGUGACGAAGACCGAGAACACAGUGGUCAAGGACCUUUCGACGUCCUUCGCUCGCAUCUCAACCGAGGACAAGCUCGCCAGGCGUCCCGACUACGGCACUUGUGGUCGUGAGACCAUCGUCUACACUAAUUACUUCCCGCUGCACGUUGCUGCACAAUGUCCCGACAUAUACCGCUAUGCCGUGUCCUUCCAACCCGAAGAGCAGGCAAAACGCAAGAAGAGGAGGUACAUUGAGAUCUUGCUCCAGGAUCCCGUUUUCCAGGGAGUCAUGGUCGCAACCGACUAUUCCCAGGUCAUCGUUACCAACAAAAGAGUACCUCUGAGCGAAGGCACGCAUAACCGCAAGGCCAUUGAAGUCCAAUGGUACCCUCCUGACGGUGAGCCCAUCUCGGAGUCUGACGAAUCCGAGAAGGCUCAAGUGGCUCGCAAGAAGGCCACGAAGACUCUUCUAGUUGAGGAACUCGGUACGGUUUCUCUCCUUGAACUAAUCAAGUCGUUGACAUCCACCGGCGCCGGCGCCUACUAUCCGCUAAAGGAUGAGGCAAUCCAAGCUCUCAACGUCAUCCUGGCUCGCGGCCCGCACGUUGCUCAGAACAUGGUUGCAGUAGGCCAGAACAAGUUCUAUCCGGUGGGAAAGCACCCGCUCACCGAAGCAUGGAGCCUCUCAGAGGGCUUGCAGGCCCUACGCGGCUACUUCUCGAGUGCGCGGACUAGUGUGAACCGCAUCUUGGUCAACAUCAACGUGUCGACCUCUGCCUUCUACAAACCUGGUAACCUGCUCGAACUCAUGCAGGAUUACCUCGGCCCCACCAACAGGAGUCCAAGCCAUCUCAUGAAGCUCGAGGCUUUCCUGAGACUCCUUCGUGUUGAAACUCAUUACAUGUUGGCGAGGGACGGCAGUGGCAAACGGAUUCGCAAGAUCAAGACGAUUUACGGCCUUGCGCGAUCGAACAACGACUCGAAAGGGACUUGGCCCCACGCUGCCAAUGCGCAGCAAGUCAAGUUCAGCUACACCGAUCCCGAUGGCAAGGUGUCUUUGAUCUCCGUGGAAGAAUACUACGCCCGUGUCCACCAAAUUACUCUCAAGGUUCCAACAUCCCCGGUUGUCAACGUCGGUAACCGCGACAACCCAUCGUACAUCCCUCCGGAGUUGUGUGAAGUCCUUCCUGGCCAGGUCGCUGGACGGAUGUUGAGCGCCAACCAGACCCGCCUGAUGAUUGAGUUUGCAGCAAGGCCGCCCAAUCACAAUGCUACCUCAAUCACCCAGCAGGGGUUGGAGGUGAUGCAGGUCAAACAGAACGAUGCGCUCUCGGCCUUCGGCAUCAACAUUGGUGGCAAUCUGCUUACAGUUCAGGCCCGCAUCUUGCCUGUUCCCAAAUUGCAGUACGCUGGCAAGGAGCAGCAACCGGAAAAUGGCAAGUGGAAUCUGGCCCGCGUCAGGUACACCAAGCCGGCAGCAAUCCAAUCUUGGGGAUGUUUGGUUAUCGAAGAACGCGGUAGGCCGAUUUUCCAGUCUCAAGAGCAGGCCUUGGACUUGGUCAGCACCUUCAAGUCCGCCCUUCAGUCGUACGGCCUUCGGAUGGACGAUCCUCAGCCGCCUGCGAAGAUCGCCAUUUCUUGGCCGUACAAUGCCAGCGAAAUCACCGAGGUUGUCUCCGCCAAGCUCGCGCAGAUGGUCAAGAUGCGCAUUGGCUUGCUGCUGGUCCUGCUUCCUUCGGACAAUACCGUGUUGUACGAUACGAUCAAGUACCAGGGAGACGUCCGCUUCGGCGUUGCUACCGUAUGCACCAUCGCGAAGAAGAUUCUCAACCAGCGCGGCCAGGCCCAAUACAUGGCAAACGUCGGCUUGAAGUUCAACUUGAAAUGCGGUGGUGUCAACCAUGACAUGCGCAUUCAGCAAUUGGCGCCACUUGACAACAAAACGAUCCUCAUUGGAAUCGACGUAUCGCACCCUGUUCCCGGCAGUUCGGACAGUGCGCCCAGCAUCACUGGUGUUGUCGGCUCGGUUGAUUCACAGUUCAACAACUACCCGGCUUCGAUCCGUACGCAGACUGGUCGUCAAGAGAUGGUCGAUUCGAACGACCUGACUGAGAUGAUUGUCGAGCGUUUCGAACUCUGGAGGAAGCGCAACGGAAACACCCUCCCCAACAAGGUCAUUGUUUACCGUGAUGGUGUUUCAGAAGGCCAGUACCCGGUCGUCCUGCGCGAGGAAUGGCCCAGCUUUGCUGAGGCGUACAAGAAGCUGUAUGGCGCAGAAAAGAACUUCCCAAAGUCUUCCCUUGUCAUCUGCACCAAGCGUGGCCACACUCGCUUUUAUCCUACGAAGCCCGAAGACUCGGAAGGUCGCAAUCUCAACGUAAAACCGGGCACCGUGGUCGACCGCGGCAUUACCGGCGAGCGUCUGUUCGAUUUCUUCUUGGUCGCUCACGCCGGACUGCAGGGCACGUCGAAGCCGGCCCACUACAUCUGCUUGAGAGAUGAAAACAAGCUCGGGGCCGACCAGCUUCAAAGAAUCACGCACAACCUGUGUUACGUGUAUGGUCGUGCCACUCGAGCUGUUUCAGUGUGCCCCCCGGCGUACUACGCCGACCUGGUGUGCGAGCGCGGACGCUCGUAUCUCCACUCCUUCUUGAAAGAAAACACGAACGUCUCCUAUGACCGGUCGCGCCACUGGAGUCGCGGCGUGCACGACCGGCUCAAGGACACCAUGUUUUACCUGUAA
Molecule: messenger RNA, 3000 nt
Organism: Lasiodiplodia theobromae
Lineage: Eukaryota; Fungi; Ascomycota; Dothideomycetes; Botryosphaeriales; Botryosphaeriaceae
Product: RNA interference and silencing protein
Exons: 2
Coding region: 1-3000 (999 amino acids)
Molecular function (GO): RNA binding; protein binding
Source: RefSeq, a predicted model, not a curated record